GACUGGCGGACGAGUUAUAACGUGUCUUUGUACGAGCGCCGUAUGGAUCCGAUGAGCAACGUUCGUUCAGACAGCACAGCUCCUCCAGCGAGAGCGGGGUUUUGACUUCAUGUUUGGAAAUUUUAUCACUUGGGCCUUCUUUUAUUUCGCACUAACUGCGGGAACGGAAAAUCUUGCUGGUACAACAAGAUCCACCACCCAGCAGCACAUCUUCGACUCCUCCUACCGUUAGAUAGAAGGACGCAUCACAAUGCCUCGAUCUUUCCUCAUCAAGAAGUAUUUCAGCAGCAAAAAGCCGAAUUACAGUGAGCUGGAGAGCCAAACUAGCCCGUCCUCAGCAGGUGUGCCUGAGAAGUACCCUCUGGCCACGCUCCCUACAGGGGAGGACAGUCUGUCUGCAGGCUGCAGCUCAGCUGGCCUCGUGUGGGACAUUGGCCUCUUGCCUGCCCUCUACACCCCGACGCCCGCUACUGCGCCCCCUGCUGCGGGACCGCUGGACCUCAGCAGCUUGCAGUCCUGCAGCAGCGAGGAGGACGAGGGGCGCACGUCAGACCCCCCCAGCCCGGAGCCGGUCGAGGUGUACCGGUGCCAACACUGUAGCAAGAGCUACAGCGGGGCUGCCGCCCUGUCUCGGCACCAGCUGUCCCGCUGCGGGAAAGGCAAGGCGGUCGCACCCGCCACCUGCCCGGCCUUCCGCUGCAAGCACUGCUCCAAGGAGUACACCAGCUUGGGGGCUCUGAAGAUGCACAUCCGUUCCCACACGCUUCCCUGCGUCUGCCCCACGUGCGGCAAGGCCUUCUCCCGGCCCUGGCUGCUGCGAGGCCACAUUCGAACUCACACAGGUGAGCGUCCCUUCUCAUGCCCACACUGUAACCGUGCCUUUGCGGACCGCUCUAACCUGCGGGCCCACCUGCAGACCCACUCCGAGGUGAAGAAGUAUCAGUGCCCCACCUGCUCCCGUACAUUCAGCCGUAUGUCCCUGCUGCACAAACACACGGUCAGCGGCUGCUGUCCCUCCACCUAGACUGCAGUCUUUGGCCAGGGCUCACAGCGGAGACCCGGAUGAUGAAACAGGAACACCGCCAGUUGUGAAGACCACAAGUGCCUUUUUUUUACACUAUAGCCUCUAGAGGGGGGAAAAAGGAAAACUUUGCAUAAUGAUAGAUGGUAUACACAGGAGGACCGUGGUUUUUGUUAGCGUGCUCAUGCACAGUUUGCUUUAAGCCUGGCUGGAACACUAACUGCAGGAUGCAUGGCGUGUCCCAUGAUGCCUGGGGCUGCCGGCUGGCCCGGGACCGUGGCCUCGUGCAGCUGCUGAAGUGUGUGGGAGUGUGGGCUUUGGGGGGGGGGCAUACUCCACACACAUCCAGGAAUUUAUUGAGACAGCUGCUCUGGUGCAGUGCUGUGGAGGCUGGGUGCUGACAAAUGCACCAGCCCUGACCUUUAGUGCACCACCAACAGGUGACCUCCCCCCCCCGCCUGCUUUUUUUUUAA
Scleropages formosus (Asian bonytongue) is the source of this 1494-nucleotide messenger RNA. RefSeq names its product snail family zinc finger 1b (gene snai1b). NCBI's taxonomy places the organism in Eukaryota, Metazoa, Chordata, Actinopteri, Osteoglossiformes, Osteoglossidae. The transcript has 3 exons. The coding region runs from base 251 to 1024 and encodes 257 amino acids. The record is from RefSeq and is a predicted model, not a curated record. Gene Ontology annotation, molecular function: DNA-binding transcription factor activity, RNA polymerase II-specific; RNA polymerase II cis-regulatory region sequence-specific DNA binding. Gene Ontology annotation, biological process: regulation of DNA-templated transcription.